GACGUCAGAACCCGGAAACGGCGGCUGUCAGCAGUACAAGCUGGGCAGUGCUGCCCAUACACUAAUCGUUACCUGCGGCACCGGGCUGUGUGUUCCGUGGUCGCAGCCCUGAGUGACCCAGUAUGUGGCUUCCUGACAAGUGAUUGCGGGAGGAGGGAUGUACCCGGGAAGAUGCUGCCAGCUCCCCGCCUGCUGUGACCCGGUGCCCGGCUGACCCCACUGGCUGAUGGUGAAGCGAAGCCCUCGGACGAUCCUCUCACCUCACCUAUCAACAUGGAUCUGAAAUUCAACAACUCAAGGAAAUAUAUAUCCAUCAGUAUUCCUUCAAAGACGGACACCAUGUCACCUCACAUUAAGUCUGUUGAUGACAUCAAGGUGCUUGGCAUCAAUCUCAGCCAGUUCCAGAAGCCUGUGCAGUUUUUCAUUUGUGUUACUGGAGUUUUUGUCUUUUAUUUAAUAUAUGGAUAUUUGCAGGAGCUGAUAUUUUCCAUUGAAGGCUUCAAACCAUUUGGUUGGUACUUGACUUUAGUACAGUUUGGCUUUUACUCUAUGUUUGGAUUAGUAGAACUUCAACUAACACAAGACAAGCGCAGGAGGAUACCUGCAAAAACCUACAUGAUAAUUGCCUUCCUUACAGUGGGCACCAUGGGUCUUUCAAACACUUCCCUUGGGUAUCUGAAUUAUCCUACUCAGGUUAUUUUCAAAUGCUGUAAACUGAUCCCAGUGAUGAUUGGAGGCGUGUUCAUUCAAGGGAAGCGGUAUAAUGCUGUGGAUGUGACUGCGGCUUUAUGCAUGAGUGCUGGUCUCAUAUGGUUUACACUGGCUGAUAGUACAGUUGCUCCAAACUUCAAUGUGACAGGUGUGGUGCUUAUAUCUCUUGCGCUCUGUGCUGAUGCUGUAAUAGGAAAUGUGCAAGAGAAGGCUAUGAAAUUACACAAUGGCUCUAAUUCAGAAAUGGUUCUGUAUUCAUAUUCUAUCGGAUUUGUUUACAUUUUGCUGGGCCUCGCCGUUUCCAGCGGAUUGACUCCCGCUGUAUCGUUCUGUUCCAAGUAUCCAUUUCAGACGUACGGUUAUGCAUUCUUCUUCUCCCUGACUGGCUAUUUUGGGAUUUCUUUUGUUCUCGCAUUGAUUAAAAUCUUUGGGGCUCUUGUUGCCGUGACAGUUACAACUGGAAGAAAGGCCAUGACCAUUGUGCUAUCCUUUUUAUUUUUUUCAAAACCUUUCACCAUCCAAUAUAUAUGGUCUGGAUUAUUAGUUGUACUUGGAAUAUUCUUAAACGUCUACAGUAAAAACAUGGACAUAAUUAAAUUGCCUCAUCUGUACAAUAUUCUAAAGAAAAAAGGCACAGAAGGAAAAUCAAGGACGUUCUCACAGACUGUAUAAAAUAUAUAUUUUUCUUUAUAUUUUUUUUUAACAUUAACAAUCAUUAAAUGAUUAUAUUUUUCCAAAUGGAAACGGAUACACUAAUGAGAAGGUGAAGGCAUAUUGUCUGCUGUGUUGCUGCUGAAGUGUAAGCCAAGGAGGUGAUUUCACCACUCAGUAAUACGCAUUUUACUGGACGUGACACUGUAAGGUGUCUUCCAAUGAUGUAUGGUACUCGGGGACCUAUUACCUCUCUAACAGAGGCAUACACACUAGUGGACCAUGACGUUUUUAUGGCAUUUUUAUUUUUACUGUUCUUAAGUCAAUGUUCCAACAGGGAGUUGUCCGUUUUAAACACCAAGUUAUCUGUGUACAUAUACAAUGCAUAUAUCAUGUUGCGUAAAAUCAUGGUGGGUAUGGACCAUAUUUGUCUGGCGGGUGGGGUCCCUUUUACCAAUAAAUGUUUCAUCUGUCGAUCUUAA
This is a messenger RNA of Bufo gargarizans (Asiatic toad), 1844 nucleotides long. It is a transcript of the gene SLC35B3, whose product is annotated as solute carrier family 35 member B3. Gene Ontology annotation, molecular function: 3'-phosphoadenosine 5'-phosphosulfate transmembrane transporter activity. The record is from RefSeq and is a predicted model, not a curated record. Lineage: Eukaryota; Metazoa; Chordata; Amphibia; Anura; Bufonidae. Gene Ontology annotation, cellular component: Golgi membrane; endoplasmic reticulum membrane. The coding region runs from base 274 to 1383 and encodes 369 amino acids. The transcript has 10 exons. Gene Ontology annotation, biological process: transmembrane transport.